AGAUGCUGUUGUCACCUUCUGAAAUACUAACAAAUGAUCAGUUCUGUUUGACUCUUCUUAUGGAAAAAUAAUCUUCUCCUGUAAUGGAUCUGCUUCACUGAACUGUUCUUUAUGAGUACACACUUACGUUUGAAGUACAUCUUGUUUCUCCUAGGAUUUAACUACAACUGUUCAGAUGGGGUGCAGAUGCUGUAGAAUGAUAAGAAGGUACAUCUUUGGACCUACUAUUGUAAGAGAACUACCGCCCAACAGUGUGAAAAAUGAAAAAAAUUAUAGAAACAAUGACAUUAAACGUGAGACGUCAUUUCACAACAGCAACAUCAAAACUAACAAUAUUGUCACUUCAACUUUGGACAAAGUGAUAAACUUGGAAGAACAAAAUAUAGAAAUUAUAAGGAAGGAAAUGAAAGUAUCAGAAAAGAAUUUAACAUGUGCAGAAGAAAAAACAGUGGAAGGUGUUGAAGACAACACUGACAAUGAUGUAAUAUGUGCAUUGAAUAAUAAACUUGUACAUCCAGAGUCUUACACAGUUCCAGAACUUGACAAAAUAACUCAAACCACUAAUACAGGUAACUGUUCCUCAAACAAUAACUUAAGAGAGACAUCUGAAGAUGAACUGACACAGCACCAUGACCCAGAAACAGAAAGUGAUUGCCAGACAAUCAAUGGGCCAUCCACAGAACAUCCCACUGAAGCAGAAAACAUGGAGAAAGCAUGUGAAGUGCAUGAAGGAGGAGAGAAAACAAUUGACCUGGAAAUUGACUUUGUAAAUAACAGUAAACUGUUGCAUAUGCAAAAUGAUGAAGCAAAUCGAUACAAUCUGGAAACUGACACAGAGGAAGUCAAAUCUUCAUCCAACCAAUCUUCUAAUUCGGAAAUGAAUACCAUAAAUGGGUAUGAAGAUCUAGACAACAUGCCCUCUAGUAUUACUGAUGAAGAACUCAGCAAUGAUUUGUUUGAAGAAGUGAAACUCAGGAUAGAUGGGGAAGAUCCGGAGGUGGUUGCUGCACUUGCAGCACUGGAAGCAGCAACAGCAGGACAGGAUGAUGACCUGGAGGAUUAGACUGUACUAAACAACAUGGGACUCACUGAAACACACUGAUAUUAAGCAUUUAAUAUAUUUUUGGGCUUCGAAUGGCUUCCCUAGUCAUCAGAACCUCAAGACUGUGGCAUCUGAUUAACAUGAUGCAAACCGGUUAUUGUUUCUAAACUGAAAAAUAUCUAAAAGAUAAAAGGACCAGGGCAUGGGUCACUUGACUUGGAUAUUUUUGGCAGGCAACCAUGCCAAUUUGGGCACAAUAAGAGUUCCCAUUGGAAGGUGGGAUCGGGGUAUUGAAAAUAAAGAGCACAGACAACAUGCACGUGAGUGAAUCAAAAUGCUCGAAUCAGUUCCAGCAUCUUGGAAGCUUUGAGUCCCAGACACACUACAAUACCCAGAUAAUUAUUCUUCUCCUGCAUUUAGAUCAAAGAACAAGAAGGGGCCAGGAGCUGUAGUAACUCUGGACGAAUCAUUCUGUUGGCCUGAUUUCCUAGUCAUUUCAUAUGCUCUGAAUGGGGCAGAUCAAACUUGUGUUUGUUCCCAGCAUGAUGGAAACUCUUCUAAGUUCUUUCUUUCAGCAUACCCAACUUUUCAACCAGCAAGAGCACUUUCAGCGUCAUAAUCUUUCAAUUCAUCUUUACCAAUACCAUCAUGUGGUACUUUGUGCCUGGUAUAAUGUAGAAACAGCACCAUUGGUGCAUUAAGUCUGUCAUUGUAUUUUUCUUUGAGAUUUUCAGUGUUUAUUCUCACUCUUUUGCUCACCCCCUUAACCUUAAUCAUUGCUCUUUAUGAGCAGCUCGCUGUAAUGUAGAAACGUCAUAAUACAGAGGGCAACGAUUCAAUCCAUUAUAUCUCUGGUGGCCAAAAACAGCAAUCUAGCCUAAUCCCACUUUCCAGACCUGUAGGCUUCAACACUAAGCAGUACCUUUUCAAUGUGAUGAGGUGUUCUGUCUCUUGCAGUUUUUCAAUGAGUGAGUUUCAGCGCUUCCUUUAUAUUCAAACCUAAAUUAUUGACCUUUUGAAUGAAAAUCAAGAGACCCAGCAUUGAACCUGCUGGAACCUCAAUGGGAAGUUAUGGAAGUAACUCCUGGCCAUUGUUACAUGCCACUUUACAUCCAGUCUGCCACUUUCCCCUUGGUCUGAUUACUUCUUACUUUUCAGAUUAGUCAGCAUGUGGGAUCUUGUUAAAAGCCUUCCUAAAUCCCUUGUAAACUACCAAACUACCCUCAUCCACCCUCUUUGCUACCACUUCAAAACUAGCAAUCAUUAAGACUGAAUCUUCCCUUCAUAAAGCCGUGUUGACUAUCCUUGAUUAAUCCACAUUUUUCAAAACAACAAUGAACACUAUCCCUCAGAAUACUUUCUAGUAAUUUGGGCUGAGUGCCCUGUAAUUACUUGAGCAAUGCCCUCCUCUCUUUUUAAACAACAGUUACACUAUUAACAACUGUCACUACAUCUGUAACCUCAGAAGAUUUCAGAGCCUCCAUUACCUCCUUCCUUGUUUCUUUGAGCUGCGUGGAGUACAUUUUAGGCAUAAUGAGUUUCCUACUUUCAAAGACGCUAAACGCUUCAAUAUUUCCUCUCUCACUAUCUAUGCCAAUACAAUAUUUCAGACUUCUUUUUAAAGUACAAUGUUUGCAUCAUUCCCAUAACCAGUAAAAACAAAAUAUUCAUCAAGAACCAUGACCAUGUUUUCUAUCUUCACUUGGUCAUUAAUUGGCCGUGCACUUAAUUAUCUUCUUGUUUAUUAACUCUUUCUUAAACAUCUUCAGAUUCUCCUUGAUGUUACUUGCUGUUAAUUAAUGAAGCCUUGUUUUUGCUAUCCUAAUUUCCUUUUAGUUUCACCCUGCAUCUUUUUUACAACUUCCUCGUUUUCUGCAGUAUUGAGUCUUAGUUGUUGACAUAAGCUUGGUUUUACCUUAUCAUACAUUCUCUGCUCUUUGACUUACUUCCAGGGCACUUAGUUUUACACAUCUUGUCCUUCAAAUGACUUAGUCAUGGUCUCUUAUCCAAGCUCUUAACUGGGAUAGGAGACCAAUCCUCAUUGCUUUUAGCAAGUGUACAUUUGCCCAUUGUAUGCUGGCUGAUUUAAACGCAGCAAAACUGUUGUAGUGCCAUACACUCUAUGAAAACUUUCCAUGGCACAGUUUUUUGUUUGUUUACAAAUACACUGAGCCACAUAUAUCUUUGGCAAAGGAUUUAAUACAGAACAGAUAUGUUGGUGUACUUUCUACAAAGUACACAAUAAAUCCCUGCAGAGAAAGAGCAAACAUUCAUGCUGUAGUAUAUGGUAAAAAGGUAUCUGUAGCCGAAAUUUUACGAAUAGACAAAAAUGUAAUCAAAUAAAAAGCUCAUUGUAAUGCAGAGUAAACUGGCGAGGAAGCAAACAACAUAAAAAUACAUAUAAAUACAGUCAGCAUCUCUGAAAUUGGUAUUAAUAGGAAGAAGCUCAUGUUUAUAUUACUAUCUGGCUGAUGAAACCUGUGUCUUUUAAAUUGUGGAUAAGAUGUCAAAUGCAAUCACAAAAACUGCCAUAGAUAUGAUAGUCCAGACAGCUGGAGUGAUGAAUGUACUGUAUAUAUUGCAAAAGGUCAAUGUACUGACUGUGAAUGAAAGCACUUAUCAUUUAUUGCGAUAAUCUCAGAAGAUGUGAGAGCAUUCUGGAGUAACAAGUCUCAGCAGGACUUGAUUGGAAGUUCUGUACAUAAUAUAUUCAAAUACAAUAUUGUAAAUACUAUUUGAAUUGUUUUAUCAAUUGUAAAGCUUUUCUAUAACUGUCAAUGCUUUAUAUGAAACUUAAUAUGCAGCAUGUUAGUUAAUGAAAAUUGAAGCUGCAGCAAAAAAACUAUCACUUUUCCAUUUAGAAAUGUUAAUUUGGAUAAUAUUAACUUAUAUAAAGAAACAUCAUGAAUAUUAUUAAUUGUUUUAUUUCUGGACAUUUUAUGUGGACUAUAAUAAAAUAUUUGUUAUAAAUUACAA
This is a messenger RNA of Rhincodon typus (whale shark), 4018 nucleotides long. RefSeq lists its product as uncharacterized. Bases 176 to 1063 code for a protein of 295 amino acids. The transcript has 3 exons. The record is from RefSeq and is a predicted model, not a curated record. NCBI's taxonomy places the organism in Eukaryota, Metazoa, Chordata, Chondrichthyes, Orectolobiformes, Rhincodontidae.